Purpureocillium lilacinum is the source of this 1701-nucleotide messenger RNA. RefSeq lists its product as uncharacterized. Gene Ontology annotation, molecular function: heme binding; monooxygenase activity; iron ion binding. Lineage: Eukaryota; Fungi; Ascomycota; Sordariomycetes; Hypocreales; Ophiocordycipitaceae. The record is from RefSeq and is a predicted model, not a curated record.
AUGCUGGUCCACGACUUGUACGCGGGCACCAGGCAGGCCCUCGUUUCGUACGGCCUGUCGACGCUGCUCCUCGCCAUCACCGCAGUCGCCCUCUACUUUGGCCACUGGUUCUUCAAGCUCUUCCGGGCUCGCUCCUUUUACUGGGGCUUGCCUCAACCGCCCAAUCACACCUUUCGCUAUGGCCACCUCAUGCUCUUCCACGAGGUGGCUGCUCAGUUCCCGCCCAACACGCACCCGCAGCACAUGUACACAUACAUGGCGCAGAAGUACAACCUCCCCGGCAUCUUCUACGUCGACUGCUGGCCCUUUGCCGACCACCAGAUGGUCAUCACCGACCCCGACGCCGCCAUGCAGGUCCUCACCAAGAACCCCUAUCCCAAGCACCGCCAGAUCGAGAAGUUCCUGCGCCCUUUCACGGGCAAGGACAGCAUCGCCGCCUCGAAUGGCGACCGCUGGAAGAUGAACCAUCGGAUGGUGGGCUCGGGCUUCACUCCGACCUACAUCAAGCCCAUGAUGGGUAUGAUUGUCGACCACGUCCUCGUCUUUCACGACACGCUUCGAAGGUUCGCCGAGUCGGGAGAGCCGUUCUCCAUGGAGGAGGAGUCAGCCAAGGUCGUGUUCGACGUCAUCGGCAAGAUUGUCUUUGGCUUCUCUCUCGACGCGCAGCGCAACGGUUCCCCUCUCCUCCAUGACCUGAGAGCCACCAUCGAUCCGGCGACGGCAACCCUGGACGACUCGUCGUGGAAGCCGUGGGCAAAUCGUGACGCGAAAAAGAAGCUGGCGGCGUUGAAGAAGCGUGUUUACGAUACCCUGGCCAAGGAAAUGAAUGGGCGUCUGCCCCUCCUCAAAGAGGAAAAGGACAUGACGAACCCGAGGCGCGCCAAGAGCAUCAUGGACCGCAUUGUGCUUGACAAACUCCAAAGCGAACCGAACACGACGAAACUCGGCGACGAGUUUAUCGAGACGGUCGUGACAAAUCUCAAGGCUCUCCUUCUAGGUGGCCACGGAACCACCACGGAUACCUUUACCUUUGCGACAAUGUUCUUGAGUCUGCACCCAGACGUAGUCGAGCGGCUGCGCAGAGAGCACAACGAACAUUUCGCCCCUGAUCUCGACACGACCGUGGAGCAGCUCGUUGCCAAACCAACCAAGACCAAUGAUCUCGAGUACACCAACGCCGUCAUCAAAGAGACGCUGCGAUUCUUCCCAAUCGGGUUCACCAUCCGGCAAGCCCCUCCUGGCGUCAAGCAUCUGGACUGGAACGGCAAGCGCUGGCCAGUCAAGAACUGCAUGGUCAUACCCUGCGCGCACACGUCGCACAUGGACCCCAAGCUGUGGAACGACCCGAAAACGUUCCGGCCGGACAGAUUCCUGGGAGAGGAAGGCGAGGAGAUGCAUCGCUUCGCGUGGCGGGCUUUUGAGCGCGGCCCGCGAGCUUGCAUCGCUCAAGACCUGGCCAUGGAUGAGCUGCGCGUCUUGCUGCUCCUGACGGUGCGGUGGUUCGAUUUUGAGACAAUCGUCGAGGGCACCAGCGAGAGGGUCAUGUACAUGGACCUGGACAAGCAAGUCGGCGACCUUGCGUUCCAGGAGGUCGGUAUGGAGGCGCGGCCGCGGAGGAGCAUGAAGAUGAAGGUCCACUUGAAGGGCAAGAGGCCUGCGCCUUCAAGUACGGAGGGAAAAGAGACGAAUGAGUCGAAGUGA